GGACUAUGGAUCUUCAAAGCGAAAAUCAGGUGCUGAUGCUAGCUCUGAACCCAUGAUCCUGGAGCAAUAUGUGGUGGUGUCCAACUAUGAGAAGCAGGAGAACUCUGAGAUCAGCCUCCAGGCUGGAGAGGUUGUGGAUGUCAUAGAGAAAAAUGAAAGUGGUUGGUGGUUUGUGAGCACAGCAGAGGAGCAGGGCUGGGUCCCUGCUACAUACCUGGAAUCCCAAAGUGGAACCAGAGAUGACUCUGACAUCAACACAUCCAAACUUGGGGAAGUUUCUAAGCGACGCAAGGCUCACCUGAGACGCCUGGACCGGCGAUGGACGCUGGGCGGGAUAGUCAACAGGCAGCAGAGUCGAGGUGAAUUAAUAGCUUCCUAUGGCACCAGCCUCUAA
Molecule: messenger RNA, 394 nt
Organism: Balearica regulorum gibbericeps (East African grey crowned-crane)
Lineage: Eukaryota; Metazoa; Chordata; Aves; Gruiformes; Gruidae
Source: RefSeq, a predicted model, not a curated record